Messenger RNA from Closterium sp. NIES-65, 2133 nucleotides. NCBI's taxonomy places the organism in Eukaryota, Viridiplantae, Streptophyta, Zygnematophyceae, Desmidiales, Closteriaceae. The record is from the annotation of a GenBank genome assembly.
AUGCCUCCCCAUUUGCCCGGCCAGUCCGGUCACGGAUUGCAAGCAGGAGGGCACGGACACGGGGCGGCAGUAACAGGUCUUGCGCCUGCUGCAGACCGCAUGGGGGGCAGCGAGGGGGGAAGCUUGGGGGGAGCCUGGGCUGGGAGCAACGAGGGGGGAAGCUUGGGAGGUGCCCGGUUCGGAGGCAGUGAGGGGGGGAGUCAGGGGGGAGACAUGAGGCAGCCUGGCGGACAAGGGCUAGGGAUGCCAGGGAGGGUUUCUGUGGCGGCUGGUGCGCCUGGGACGCGUCUGUCUGGUGCUGGUGGUUCUGUGGGAGUGGGGGUUGGAGAGGGGGAGCAUACUCUCUCUCUCUCUCUCCUAGUGUGCCUCAUCUGUCUUCUCGCAUCUCCACUCAUCUCCUCUCCUAUCAUCUCCCUUCCUCUCCUUUCACCUCGUCUCAUAGAUUACCAGUUCCUACCCUUCGCGCUCCCUCCUACUCCGUCUCCUCCUCCUGCUGCUGCUGCUUCUCCUGCUGCUCCUGCUGCUACUCCCGCUCGCCCAAACGCGUCAGCAGCAGCAGAGAUGGGAUCUGGUUUCGCUAGCAGCAGCCACGCAGCAGCAGUGCCAGCAGCAGCAGCAGCCGAUGCAGCCUCUGGGUUCAUAUCCCCCCACACAGACGCUGCUGCUCCUGCAGCAGCGGCAGCUGGGGGUGGGGCGGCACAUGUGGACUGGCGCUUAGGACAGGGUCACGCUGCCUCUGGGGUUGGGGCUGCAGCUGAGUCCGGGGAGAGCAAAGCGGCUGGGAAAGCGGGUGGUGGGCAUGGGGAUGGGGAGGGAGCGUUUGCAGGGAGAGGGAGGGGAGUGAGAGGUCUGGGUCGAGGGGGACGAGGCGGGGGACGGGGAGGAGGAGGAGGGGGAGGAGGAGGGGGUGGGGGAGGUGUUGGUGGUGUGGCGGGUGUGGUUGUUUCAGCAGGAGGAGAAGGAGAGGAGGGAAGAGGGGGAGGUGAGGGAGGCAGGGGAGGAGGUGGGAGUGGAAUAGAGGAAGUUGUCCCAUUUCCUUUGCUCUUAUUUGUUCCCGCCGUCUCUCGUCUCCAGGCCAAAGCAGCAGCAGCAGCCACAGCAGCAGCAGCGGCUGCUACAGCGUCUGCCCCCACGCCAGGUCCCCACCCCCCUGCAGGCCGGCCAAAAGCCGGCCCGGGAGCAGCAACUGGGGCAGCAGGGGGAGCAGCAGCAGGGGCGGCUGGGCCUGGUGGUAGGCCCACUGCUCCUGUGUCGAUGUCAGCACAGGAGGCAGAGGUAGCAGAGGCGCUCUUUGACUUUGCCAACCUGCUCGCGUUUGGAUCAAAUGAAGCCGAAGAGGAAGCACCACUCAAGAAGCGGAGAGGGGCAGUGGCAGCAGCAGCAGCAGCAGCAGCAGCGGCGGCAGCGGGUCAAGCGGGAGGUGAAAACUCUGCUAAAGCAGCCGCAAUGGCCGCAGCACAGACCGUACCAGCAGGUGCAACAGCAGCAGCAGCAGGAGCAGCAGGAGCGGGGGCGGCGGGAGGAGGGGGAGGAGGAGCAGGUGGGAAAGCAGGCAGUGCCCCUUCCACCCCACCGGAGGUAUCAGGUCCCAUAGGGCAGGUGCUUUCCCUCCCACCCACCCUCGGUCCAGCCAGCAGAGAUCCUCUGGGACCCUUUUCCGCUGCUGUUGCUGCUGCUGCAGCAGCAGGUGCUGCUGGUGGCCCUUCAGGUGUAAACCCAGGUGCAGGAUCAACGAGUCUUCUGGGCACCCCCCUGGCCUCGCCUCGCGCUGUCCUGCCUUCUCCGCCUCUAGGGUUCCCCAUUGCAGCAGCAGCUGGGGCGGGGAUGGGCGUGGGCGCGGGCGGGCAGGGCGCAGGGGCGGCGGGUGAUGUGUCUCGGCUGCUUGUGUGUGGGGGGAAUGAGGCGGAUGGGCGGGGGCAGUAUGGGGGAGGGGCGGGGGGAGCAGGUGGGGGGAUGGGGGGAGGAGCAGGGGAGGGGGUUGUGGGGCCGGGAGGUGGGGGGAGGUCGGCAGGGGGAGGGGGGAUUGCGGCAGGAGUGGGGCCAGGGGCGGUAGGUGGGAGGCAGAGUGUGUUGGAGAAAGUCAGUCAACACCAGAUUGCUGCCGCUGCUGCACACGGCCACACAGCAUGCUGA